CGAAAAUUUUCAUUUAAUUCUGUUAAUCAGCGACAAAUUUAAAUACAAGAUAAACGCAGAAUGUCAGCCAAGCAAAAUUCGAAAAAGUUUAAGUGGGCGUUGGACUUCAACGUUAGCAAAAACGCUGAUAUUCCCUCUCCGCUGGGUUACAAUCCCUCUGCCCUGGUAAACCAAAGCGAAGUGGUUCGCGACCAGCGCCUAGUGAUCAAGAAAUCCUGGGACCUCGCCUUAGGACCUCUUAAGAACAUACCCAUGAACCUGUUCAUCAUGUACAUGUCGGGCAACUCGAUCUCCAUUUUCCCCAUCAUGAUGGUCGGCAUGAUGCUAAUUCGGCCCAUCAAGGCAAUCUUCACUACCCAGGUGACGUCGAAAAUGGCCGAGGGCGCCCAAGGAACUGGCCAGCGCAUCGUCUAUUUCCUGGGCAACCUGGCUAACGUGGCCAUGGCUCUUUACAAAUGCCACAGCAUGGGCUUAUUGCCCACCCACGCCUCCGACUGGCUCGCCUUCGUUCAGCCGCAAACGCGCCUGGAGUAUUAUGGCGGGGGAGUGUCCUUUGUCUAGGCUUACACAUGUAACAUCGCUUUAUUUGAUAAUAGAUAAAUUUGUUUAACAUCAAAACGAGAA
Molecule: messenger RNA, 624 nt
Organism: Drosophila ficusphila
Lineage: Eukaryota; Metazoa; Arthropoda; Insecta; Diptera; Drosophilidae
Gene: EMC4
Product: ER membrane protein complex subunit 4
Exons: 3
Coding region: 61-561 (166 amino acids)
Biological process (GO): protein folding in endoplasmic reticulum
Cellular component (GO): EMC complex
Source: RefSeq, a predicted model, not a curated record